This is a messenger RNA of Rotaria sp. Silwood1, 1296 nucleotides long. The record is from the annotation of a GenBank genome assembly. NCBI's taxonomy places the organism in Eukaryota, Metazoa, Rotifera, Eurotatoria, Philodinida, Philodinidae.
AUGGAAAGUAUACUUCGUCCUAUUGUCUAUCCUCAACUUUAUUCAUUAACACUUGUCAAUUUGCAAUCAGAUACACUUUUACCAUACUUAACAGAUGAUACAAAGAUUCGUUAUCUUCUCACUGAUCAAAUCACACAUCUGAAUAUUAACAUCAUUGAUCAAAUAACAACAGAACUAGAUGAUGACAAUGAAUCAAAUUUAUUUCCAUUAUUAUUGUCGAUAGGCAAAUGUCUAACUGAUUUGACUUUUAGUCAAUGGUUUUGUUGUCGUGAAAAUUCACAGAUUUCAAUUUUUCAUAUGCCAUCAACAAGUUGUGUUUCUUCAACGCUCAGUAAAUUGAAUAUGAAUGUCAAUACUUUUGAUGAUUGUCUUUAUCUUCUUGAUGGACAUCUUGAUUCUUUAUCUAUAUUGAUCAUUAAUAUUCGUAAAAUUUCCGCUCCAUUAUCAAAUAUUGAUAAUACAAAACAACUUUGCAAACUCAAAUGUUUUUCAUUACUUGCUUAUGGCCGAACAUAUUUUUAUGACAGUCGAGUUGUACCAUUACUCUGUCGAAUGUCCAAUCUUGAAGAAUUAACAUUAUAUCUAUCGAUAAUAAGAACUGAAUCGAUUUAUAUUGAUGGUACUCAUUUAUACGAUGAAAUUCUUAUUCAUAUGCCACUAUUAACCAAAUUCAAUUUCAGUAUAAAUACUCUUGUUUUCAGUAAAGAUAUAAUUAAUCUUCCAUCAAACCAUGAUAUUCAACAUAGUUUUGUCAAAAGAGGAUAUCAACAAAUUGAUUCAUAUACUCACAAGGAAUCAGAAACAGGCACUACAUGCCAUAUCUAUUCAGUUCCAUAUCAAUUUGAUUGUUUCAAUAUGACCUGCCAUUUUCAGGGUGGUAUAUUUGAUAAAGUUCAGUAUGUGAUGAUGGGUGAAAGAGAACAUCCUUUUGAACAUGAACUUUUUCAAAUCAUCUCUCAUUCUUUUCCUUUUCUUCGAACACUAGUUAUAUGUAAUUAUGAACCACAAAAAAGAAAACAACAUUCAUCUACAAUCAUCAUCUUUCCUUAUCUUCGUAGUCUCGAUCUUCAAAGGGCAAAUGUUGAUUAUGGUGCUCAAUUUCUCUGUGACACAAAAAUUCAUCUGCCUUGUUUGUUGAACCUGACAAUUCCUUAUGAAUCACUAGCAAUGAUAACAAACAAUUUUACCAAUGAUUUGACACGUCUCACUUGUGCUCGUUUGCAACGUCUUAGUAUAUGUGGCUCGUAUGUUCCUUCAGAAAAUUUUCAUUCAUAUUUUCCUUCAUGUUACAUGUAA